Messenger RNA from Penicillium cataractarum, 4761 nucleotides. Its product is annotated as mediator of RNA polymerase II transcription subunit 12. NCBI's taxonomy places the organism in Eukaryota, Fungi, Ascomycota, Eurotiomycetes, Eurotiales, Aspergillaceae. Gene Ontology annotation, molecular function: transcription coregulator activity. The record is from RefSeq and is a predicted model, not a curated record. The transcript has 2 exons. Bases 1 to 4761 code for a protein of 1586 amino acids. Gene Ontology annotation, cellular component: mediator complex. Gene Ontology annotation, biological process: regulation of transcription by RNA polymerase II.
AUGAUCCCCCAUUCUUCCGCCGGCCAACCCUGGGGCCACCCGAUGCGCGCCCUCAAUGGAGGCCCCGGACGGGUUGACCUGGCUCAAAUGGCCGGCCAGUACGAUUCGCCCUCGGUCUCUUCGCAACAUUCCAUAUCGCAUUCGCAGUUACAGUCGCAACCGCCGCCGCCGCCACAACCGCCGAUCCGCCAAACACCCGUGGUGGACUUGACAGCCGGCGGAUUUGAGUCGCACGAUCGAGAACCCCCGCCAAAACGACCGAGACUGGAUGUAUCGAGUGGAUCGAAUUUGGGUGAUGCCGGCUCGACGAUGAAUAGUGCCGAGCCGCGGAGCACACCAGGCAGCGCUGGUUCGCGGCCGCAGCUUUCAUGGCGUGGUCGACCGCUAUGGUCUUUCCAGGCUGUCAUGUCAGAGGUUCCUGGGAGCGAGAAUCGAGGGGAUGGUUCGACGGCAUCGAAGCCAUCGUCGCCGCCUCCGUUCCCUGCGCAGCCUUGGACUAGUGUUCCACCAGAGCGUCAGGGUAAUGCAGAUUCGAAGUCUCGUGAUCCAUCUCCAGUCAAGAAAGUUUCCACAACGCCAUAUCGUAUUGAGACGCCAUCUGCGGCUCCAAUUAUCAAGGGAGAUAAAGUCGCCGGUUUCGCCCCGUGGACUGGAAAUCAUCCGGAAGAUAUAUUGAACGAGCAGACCGCGAAACAAGGUUAUUAUGAUCGUACUCAGGUCUCCCAGAACGAAUCAAACACCGCGCGCCCGGCUUUGUAUGCACAGCUCAAGCACCGUACGGGUCUCCAGAUGCUUUCGUCCGUAUUCACUGCGGCCCUUGAGAAACGCCAGAACCACAACGCUGUCCACGCUCCAUCGACUUUCAAACCACCACCACGAGUCACGCUGACCGAUAAUAAGCGAGAAGCAUGGCUUCGCGACCUUGCCAACUCGGCCGUACCACUGCGCCGACUAAGCCGAACCAUUCCCCAUGGUAUCCGUGGUAAGGUACUGCUGGAUCAGUGCCUGGGUAAAUGGAUCCCGGUGGCUCGAGCCGUUUGGCUUGCAAAGUGUGUUGGUGCCAACGAGAUUCGUGCAUUUAAACGUAAAGGCACCAGCGGCGCUUUAGCAGUGGGUCUGGAGGCAAAGUGGGUUCGUGAAUGGACUACCAACGUUCAACAAUUCGUCGAGGGGGUCUUCAGUGCGCCCAAAUCGAAUGACUGGAAAGCCAAGAUGACCUACGCCGUGGGGUUAACUGCUCGUCUCUUCUUCGAAAACCUUCUCGACCACGAUCACUUCCUGGAAUGGUUCUUGGCAUCAUUCGAAGCCGCUUCUCUGGCUACCGUGCCUGUCUGGCUCCUGAUGCUCGGUAUAUACUGGAGUAACCUCAUGCGGUAUCGACGUCGAGGACGACGAUUAGCAGAACUUUUACUCGAAAAGCUUCGACAGGCCACCGCCGCCAAACUCGAUCCCCUGCAACCUCUCGUUGAUCGCUUAUCUCGUUUCAUCAAAAAGUUGGUUCACGAACAUACCUCAUCGAUGAUUCUGCCAAAUUCAUGGGACACGUAUAAAGAUCAAGUCUCCUCAUGCCUCAACCUCUCUAAUAAAGUCGAUCGGGCCUUGUACCAAAGUAUUGCGGAACGAAACGUCCGAGUACAGCGACCUAGACACCCUAAACAAUCCGCUCAGCGUUCUCCCCAUCAACGCAUCAUCCGCCUGCUUGACUCUAUUCGCUCCGCCCACGACAUCGUCGCAAUGUCUUCUGCUUGCCUGGAUGCCAUCGACGAUCGGGCCAUUCUCGUUUCAAAACUGCUAGAAUGGCUUGCCACGCCGUUCCGUCAUGGCAUCUGCCGGAUCUACGUCGGCGUCCGUCUGCUACGGAAGUGGAAGGCAUCCGGUGUUGAUGUCGACGAGCAUAUCCUUUCCUUCCUUACGCAUGCCGGCAUCAAUAAGAAGCUCAGUAUGGAUAAUGUGUACCACGCGAUCUCCGAGCUUGUCAGGUCACAGACAUUCUCGGUUGGUCGGUACCUCCAAUGGUUGAUGGCAAAGGGUGUGACGAAUCGUCAGCCCAAUGACACUCAGUCAACCAUCGAAAUUCCCGGCGACAUUGGAUUGAUAGCACAGCUUCCCGUUGGCCGCCUCCCCGAACACGUCGGCAACCUGCGCAAAACCCUGAUGGCGCGCACUGGAUUCUCCGUCUCAGAAGAGGGCCAAAUGGUUGCCAGCAUCAAGAUCUUAAUCAGCCAUCGCCUCCCGGGCCUGUUUCGUUCGGCAAUGUUGUUGGAUACCUCGCUCAACUCGUUGCCGCAGGAUUUGACAUGGGCUGUGAAGGCUGAGAUUGCCCAGUGGCUUCGACGCGGUGUUGUUGAGCAUACCCGUGUUAAUGUCAAUACUUUGCGAGCCAUGCUUCCAGGUGAACUCGGUCAUUCCGUAUCUGCGCUCACGCCUGAAGAGUUCUACAACGUUCGUGAUAUCCUCGAGACCAUUGGCGAUGUCUCCAUGUUGGCAGACGUGCUCAAGGUUGCGUCAAGCUCUGAUGAUAGCACCGUUCUCGCAUCCGUUGCAGAUACUACCAAUUGCCAUUUCGACUCGUUGUCUGUCAUUGGCGCCACGAUGGAUCUGUUCCGCAAAUUGGUUGACGCGUAUGCCGGCAUUAAACGAUAUGGCACGCCUAGCCUGGACUUGAUGUUUUCACUCAUCGAGCUUGGUCUCCGCAUUCCAAACGAACUCAACACUGUCGCCAUCCUUCGUCAAGAUCUCUCACGCAUGGAAAACAAAUCUGUUGUCGCUGCUUGUUCGCCAGUCUCGGACCACAUCCCGGACAGCUUUGGCGAAGCCGAUCCCCUCUUCCGUGAAAAGCUGGACCAGCUCUUGCUCUUGGGCAAUGUUAUGGAUGAGCCCACUCUGGACACUAUUUUCAACAUGCUGGCAAAGCAUCUGGAAUCUGGCGAAGGCAAGACGAGGCUGUCAGCUAAUGAUACCUGUAGAUAUCUAGCCCAGUUGCGGUCAUUCCAGCCCAAGCACUUUGAUGUGAUUCUCGCCCGUUGGGUUUGUGGACACCUCAGGUCAUCCGAUCGCACGAUACUGCUUCGCAUCCUGCCGCCUCUCAUCGGAGUGGGAUGCGUGACUAUUCGGUCAUUCCUGUCACUCGCCAAAAGACUGUCCAAUUCCGCAAACUCGAUCCCCAACGCCACAGAUCUGCCCGCAGAUCUUGUCGAGCUUCUCGUGGCCCGCGAUGAUGAUGGCAGAUACCUCGAUCUCGUCUCCUACCGCUUCCAACUCGCCCAGCAAGAAUUCCUCUCCAGGAACACCGAGGAGGCUCUGGGGAUUGUAUGUGAUGCCGCUGCCUGUCUCAAGUCUGGUGACCAGAAACCGGCUCUCAAGUAUAUCAACUUGGAGACGUCUAUGGUCACAUUGUUGCGGGAGCUGCUUGUGCGGAAUCCUGAAUGCGCAAGCAAAUAUUGCUUGCAAAAGAUUGACAACCAGUCCCCGACUGCAAUGGUCGUUUUCCAAAAAGCCCUCGACCUCUUGCUUGGGGUAGACCCACAGAAAGCAAAUGACUCAGUCAUUUCGGAAGUUGAGAAGCUUGCAAACACAACCGACGACUUUUCGCUUCCGCUGUGUCAGUUGAAGCUCCAGGUUCUGUUCCACGCCGACUCUGCAAAUGAGGAUCGAAGCAACCUUGUGGAUGCGAUGUUCAAGACUGUUGUGGCUGAUUCGCGUGCGCGCAAACUCCACUGGGUUGACCUGGUCGCUUUGAUGAGUCCCGAUGCGGUGCGACAGAUUCGUGAACGUGCCGAGAAAGAGUUCUUUGCCAUUCCACUCCUCGAAGAGCCAGUGACUCCACAGAGUAUGAGCUCGUUGGAGAAUGCAAAGCUGUAUCUCACUAUUAUUGAAGAACUUGCAAGCAGCAUCCCUGAUUCCGGGACGCCAACGAUUGCGCCGCUUCUCGUGGAGAAGAUGGAUCUCCUCCUGCACAAGAUUAUUACCUUGCAGUCUAGUCUCAACAAUACCGGGGAGAAUCGCACCGCCGCAUCGGCUGGUCAAGGACGCACCACUUUCGAGCGGUCUCUGGCCUUCUGGUUCUCAGCUCUGCUUCGGAUGGUGGUCAUCCAUCGUGCCUCGUUCAUUCAGCCAUCGCCCACGCUGAAAAUCGGUUCCUCUCACGAGCAGUCCCGUCUCCUCAUUUCAAUCUUCUGCAUUGCACUAUCCCGUCUUCCAGGCGAUGUGCUCCGCCACUUCCCCGGCGCCGACUACUUCCCCCGUCAAGGCGCUGUAGAAGAUUACCGCCCCUGCCCAGGAAUCUUACUGCAGACGCAUGCAUUAGACGUGGCCGCCUCGCUCAUCGAUAUCUUCCCCGACGAGAUCCGUCACCAGUGCGCCCGCUUCCUGAAGGAAAAGUGUCCACCCUUUGUACCCCUCCAGAACGACUCGCGAUUCCUCUACCUACUCGGUCCCAUGUCGGAUUCCCACCCGUCCAGCAUCCUCCAGUCUGCAUCCGCCCCGUCUCCCGCAGCAUCUGCAUCCACACCAACCCCGACAUCAGCCAAUUUCCCUACCGCUGGCGCCGCGGCCCAGCCCACGGUGUCUAGUCUGUGUGGUGGACUUUCUGAGAACUCGAAUUGCAUGGCGAAUCGACUGCGCCUUCAGAAUCGGGGCCGUAUUGUUGGUCCAUAUCCGAUUCGGCCGUGGGAGCUGCUCGAAGACGCGGCACCUUUCGUGGGCGUUAACGAUACUGCGGUGAACCUGGGCUAUUUCGACGCGAGGCGUGUGCGUGUCUAG